Telopea speciosissima is the source of this 2501-nucleotide messenger RNA. RefSeq names its product UDP-N-acetylmuramoyl-L-alanyl-D-glutamate--2,6-diaminopimelate ligase MurE homolog, chloroplastic. The coding region runs from base 56 to 2386 and encodes 776 amino acids. Gene Ontology annotation, cellular component: cytoplasm. The transcript has 5 exons. Gene Ontology annotation, biological process: cell division; regulation of cell shape; biosynthetic process. Gene Ontology annotation, molecular function: acid-amino acid ligase activity; ATP binding. Lineage: Eukaryota; Viridiplantae; Streptophyta; Magnoliopsida; Proteales; Proteaceae. The record is from RefSeq and is a predicted model, not a curated record.
CUUCCCCCCCCAAAAUCCACUGUUUUUAACAUCUCUGCUCUCUACAUAAUCAACCAUGGGUCCUGCUUCUCUCUCCCUCCAGGGUUUCUUUCCUUCAGCCCAGCCUCUCUCCUCUCUUUAUGUGAACACCUCACCAAUUCUGCAAUUCAAGCCACUGCCUUCUCUCACUUUCCUUCGCCGAAAACCUCCUCGACUUACAUUCGCCAUUGGCUCCGACGGCAAAUACUACCCGACCCCUGCGGACGACGACCCACCUGAAGCUCCGGAGGAUUCCGAACAUGGAGUGUCCAAAUUUCAGCAGAUUCAACGCCAAGCUGCCCGUGCCCGCAAGCUUCAAGAAGAGCAGUUCAAGAAGGACCAGUCCAUUUUCCUGUCUGCCCUUGCAGAGGAAGAAGAUGCGCCUGACAACCCAGAAUCCACUUCUGUUGAGAAUUCCGGUGAUGACCUGUUCGGAGAUAUUGAUCGGGCUAUCGCUCUCAAGCGCAAGGAAUUCGUCAAGCAAGGCCUCUUGAAGCCCAACCCCAAGAAAGAAAAGCCAAUGACGAAUGCAACUGUUGAAGGACUUGAAGAGCUAGAACCCGAAGAAGUUGUGGACUUGGAGGAAAUUAAGGAGCUUCAUGGGCUUACGGUUAUUACGGAGGAAUACCACGAAGAGAACCCAGUGAAAUUCGAGGAGGAGGUGAAUAAUUCUAGCUCUACUGUUUCUUCCCCCUCAUUUGAUCUCGAUUUUGACAGUUAUGGCAAGUCCAAGGUUCGAAUUGUGGAACCCACGUUUAAAAUGACUUUAGCGGAGCUUUUGGAUGAGAGCAAGGUUGUACCUGUAUCUGUUUGUGGUAAUUUAGAGGUCGAGAUUACAGGAAUCCAACAUGAUUCGAGGUUGGUUAGUUCAGGUGAUCUGUUUGUGUGCUGUGUUGGGAUGAAAACUGAUGGCCAUUUGUAUUUGAGCGAGGCUGACAAGAGAGGGGCUGUGGCUGUAGUAGCCAGCAAGGAGAUUGAUAUAGAGGAGACAUUAGGUUGCAAGGCACUUGUCAUUGUGGAGGAUACAAAUGCAGUCCUUCCUGUGAUGGCCGCAUCAUUUUACCGGAAUCCAUCUAAGAAUUUGGCCGUUAUUGGGAUCGUAGGCACAAAUGGAAAAACGACUACUGCGUAUUUGAUUAAAGGCAUGUAUGAAGCAAUGGCUUUAAGGACUGGGUUGUUGAGUACUGUAGCCUAUUAUGUCCACGGGGAUAACAAGUUGGAAUCACCCGACCAUACUACACCUGAUGCUGUCAUGGUUCAGAAGCUGAUGGCAAAGAUGCUUCACAAUGGAACGGAGGCAGUUGUCAUGGAGGCUUCUUCUCAUGGUCUUGCUCUUGGGAGGUGUGAUGAGGUCGAUUUUGAUAUUGCAGUUUUCACCAACUUGACGAGGGACCACAUGGACUUUCAUGGGUCUAUUGAGGAAUACAGGGAUGCCAAGGCAAAACUUUUUGGAAGGAUGGUGGACCCAGAGCGGCAUCGAAAGAUUGUUAACAUUGAUGACCUAAGUGCACCGUUCUUUAUUGCACAAGGGAACCUAGAUGUUCCUUUAGUGACCUAUGCAAUGGAAAACAAGAGCGCAGAUGUACACCCCUUGAAGAUUGAGCUCUCACUGUUUGAGACACAGGUCUUGGUCAGGACCCCCCAAGGUAUAUUAGAGAUAUCAUCAGGGUUGAUUGGAAGACACAAUGUCUACAACAUCCUAGCAGCAGUGGCUGUGGGAAUUGCUGUUGGGGUACCAUUAGAGGACAUUGUUAGGGGGAUAGAAGAGGUUGAUGCAGUUCCUGGUAGGUGUGAACUGAUAGAUGAGGAACAGGCAUUUGGUGUUAUUGUGGACUUUGCUCAUACUCCUGAUGCAUUAUCUCGACUGCUUGAUGCUGUAAGGGAGCUUGGCCCACGAAGAAUUAUAACUGUGUUUGGAUGUGGUGGUGAUAGAGACAGAGGAAAGAGGCCCAUGAUGACGAAGAUUGCGACAGACAAAAGUGAUGUGGUUCUCCUGACAUCUGACAAUCCAAGGACAGAAGAUCCAUUGGAUAUCUUGGAUGACAUGCUGGCUGGUGUAGGAUGGACCAUGCAGGAUUACUUGAAACAUGGCGAGAAUGAUUACUAUCCACCUCUUCCAAAUGGUCAUCGGCUUUUUCUUCAUGACAUCAGGCGGGUUGCUGUGCGGGCUGCAGUGGCCAUGGGAGAGGAAGGUGAUAUGGUUGUUAUUGCAGGCAAAGGCCAUGAAACAUACCAAAUAGAAGGUGACAAGAAGGAGUUUUUUGAUGACCGGGAGGAGUGCAGGGAAGCAUUGCAGUAUGUUGAUGAGCUUCACCAAGCUGGAAUAGACACUAGUGAGUUCCCAUGGCGGUUACCAGAGAGUCACUAAUGUCUUGUUGGAAAAAAGUACAAAUAGAUCUGAGCCUUACCGACCCGAAAAAGCUACAAUACAGUGGGCCUGUUGCACUCAUCUGAGAUGACUAGCAGGUCUCAGUUGACUCCCU